This is a messenger RNA of Histoplasma mississippiense, 111 nucleotides long. RefSeq lists its product with no specific name. Lineage: Eukaryota; Fungi; Ascomycota; Eurotiomycetes; Onygenales; Ajellomycetaceae. The record is from RefSeq and is a predicted model, not a curated record. The coding region runs from base 1 to 111 and encodes 36 amino acids. The transcript has a single exon.
AUGGCGGGAACUAUUCCCAAGAAUCAUCCCCCGAAGUUGACCAAGUCCCUGCGUAUGGAAGAUUUAGCUUCGGCGGCGGGUUUUGGACCCAAUCCCGUCCUGGCCGACUAA